Molecule: messenger RNA, 1876 nt
Organism: Sinocyclocheilus anshuiensis
Lineage: Eukaryota; Metazoa; Chordata; Actinopteri; Cypriniformes; Cyprinidae
Product: CD209 antigen-like protein C
Exons: 6
Coding region: 333-1166 (277 amino acids)
Source: RefSeq, a predicted model, not a curated record
AAAAUCACUCAACAAAUAUUAAGCAAUAUCUAAGUGGCUAAUCAACAAAUUAAAUUGUGUAAUGAUCAAGGGUGAGUCAUAAACUGCUGAUUAAAGAAAACUGCACAACUCAAAGCACUUUUGAGAAAUUGCGUGUGACAUGCUCUCUGACUGAGCAAACAUCUGGAUCUCAAGUCAUGGGAUACAAAGAACUACAAAUGUCAACCAACCCACGUCGUUCAGCACACAUCGUUUUAAACCACGCCUGCUGUUGAGCAAGCACUGCAUCGGACAGAUAUACUCCUGUGCGUUUCAUGUUUGCGUAAGUGUGCAAACUUGCGCAAACGUGAGCAAUGUCUAACAGCGAGGAAAUACACACCAAUCUCAUCGACGAACCUGACGAUGACUGCAGCAGUCCAGAGGUUCGAUAUUCAGUAUUUCAGAACCCUGAUAAAAGAAGCAAGCAAUUUUGCCAAGAUCCUUUCAAGGUGGCAACAGCAUGCCUGACUGCCUUCUGCCUCAUCUUACUCAUGAUCCUGGUGGUCACAAAUGUUCACAGUGGUGAGGCACGUUCAUCUGAUCAGGAUUCCCCGUCCAGCACUGCUGAAUCACGCAUGCAGAAGGGCUGCGCUAACGUAACGGCUCUGACUGAAGAACUGCAGGCUGUGAAGAGAGAAAAGAGUCAACUGGAGGAAGAAUGGACACAGUUGAAGAAAAAGAUCGCUGAGCUUGAGGCAACCACUGCACCACAAACCACUCCAGUACCAAUGAAGAAUCCCUGUCCUGAAGACUGGAAGCACUUUAACGGCAGCUGUUACUACGUCUCAGAAUACCGAAGGAGUUGGUCGGACAGUCAGGCGUACUGCAAACAACAAGGAGGACACCUGGCCAUCAUCCUCACAGCUGAAGAACAGACGUUCAUAUGGAACCUGCUGCCCCGUGGAUACUGGAACUCUUACUGGUUUGGCAUAAGUGAUCAAAAAGUAGAAGACGACUGGUACUGGGUGGAUGGAACGAAACUGGUUGGAGGUUUCUGGGAAGAUGGUGAGCCCAACAACCAUGUUAAUGAAGACUGUGGCAACAUGGUAAAAACAAAUGUUUUAAGCCGUGUGGCUACAAAGAGCUGGUAUGACGCUCCAUGCUACAUGUCCUUGCCCUGGAUCUGUGAGAAGCUGGUGUCCUCUUGAACUUUGCUCCUACCAUCAUCAUCUUCACCACCAGCAUCAACAGACAUUCAUUGAUCAUUAGUAAUACAAGCUGUAAUGAAAUUUCCAUAGCAUUUAGAAUGUCUGGUCUCAGGGUUUUCAGUGUUUCAAACUUUAAAUGACUAACUGCAGUCAUGGGUCAAAAAAAAAAAAAAAAAGCAAUUAACUUUUUAUUUUACUCCGACACCAUAUGUGCAUUAACCUACAUUUAGCUAUGCAUUUUAACACUGGACAAUUUAGUGAAUUUAUUAACUGCUCAAAUAUUAAACAAAUCUAUUGAGGCUGAUUAAAACCUUUUUUAUGUUAAAAAAAAAACAUUUGUAUGUAAGAACAUAUUGUCUGUCUUUUCCUAAACGACUAAACAUUUUUAAAAUUCCUUAUAAAUGUUUUCUAUGCAUUUUUGGGGGUAACCAAUAACAAUGUAAUAGUCAUUUUAUAUAAAUAUCUAUUUUUUCUUAUAAAUUUGGGAAUGUCUGGCAGUUCCACUUACACUCAGUAGGGCGCAGCAUUGAGUCAAGGUUUUGAUCAUAACAGUACAAUACGAUCAGUCGAUACCUGGUUUAUUUUACUUCAUUAAUAUUGACAAACCUAUCUCUGUCAUCCGAAUGUUACAAAUAAUCACAGAAAUCCGUGCCUUUGUUGUUGUUUUUCUAGACUAUGCAUCACUUUAGUUAAGAUUCAUUUUAAGAACA